AAAAUCAGUUUUGUUCACAAAAUUCCGAACACAACACGACACAUCAUACGAUAACAUCAGCGCAACUAUCGCCAACUCUGUAACCCCGUGUAACGAUAAGGUAUUAAAAAGAAAUAUUCCAAUAUCAUUUAAUUAGUGCCUAUUUAAACAUCGUACGCGACUGACUAGAACCGAUUCAGGAUAUAAAGACAGCUAAAGAAAUGAAGAAACUUGUUUUGAUAGCGCUUUUGUUCUUUGCCCAAACGAUAAGCGCAGAAUACAACAAACAAUUAUACGACAGUGUUAUAUCUGGCGAUUAUGACCACGCCGCAUCUAUUGCUAAACGGCUACAUACAAACAACGUCAGCGAACUUCAAGAAACUAUUUCGAAGUUGAUAUCAGACAAAAUUCGCAAUCUCGUCGAUUUUUCGUACAGACUGUGGACUACCGGAUCGAGAGAAAUCAUCACCGAUAACUUUCCAAUACAGUUCCGAUUAUUUUACAACGACAGAGCUAUCAAAAUAACGGACGCGAAAUAUGGUUAUUCAAUAAAGCUGACACCGGGGCAAAAUAAGGCAAUAAUAAAUAUCUCUGAUAAUACUAACGUGAGGAGCAGUUGGGUAUUCAAGCCACUGUGGGAGAGCAACAAGCUCUACUUCAAAAUUUGGAAUGCGGACUCCAAUUCCUACCUUGAAUUCGGCGAAAAGGAUGCCAAUGGUAUUCAACCACUAAUAGGCUCGGACAGAGCCAGCAGCGAAAGAUUCCAGUGGUAUUUGGUGCCCGACAAAAAUGCCGCUACGUCGGAGAUAUUUUUUUAUAUUUACAAUCGCAAGUUUAACGAUCCUAUCGAGAUUAACCUCAAAGAGAACAGCAAUGAUGAGCAACAGCUUUUCGGAGAAUUAACGCGAACCGAUGUCAAUUUUGAACACUACGGUUGGAAUUUCGAGCCCCUAUAAGCCAAAAUUUCGCAUGAAUCGAAUGUUUUUGUUGGUAAUCAACACGUAAUAAAUGAAUUUUGUAAAAUCUCCUUCUUUCCUUAAUUUCCCGGUUCUUUCUUCAAUCUGGUUAAAAGGACGAAAAACUUACUAAAUAGGCGUUGUCAUGGACGCGUGAAUGUUUACUAGAACCUCACAGCUCCAUCUUAGCAAGCUAAAUUGAUAACAGUAGAUCAUUCAUUGUUUUCAAACCCCAAUGGACCAUUCGCGCCUUUGUACCGACCAAAUCACGUAACUAGGAUCUCUGAUGUGAAGUCUUCUAUUCAUCUAUUUUCUGCUAGAUUAUUUUAAAAAUAUGUUAUAGGUACGUGAUAUCGCUAGGAUCUUCG
Molecule: messenger RNA, 1303 nt
Organism: Bombyx mori (domestic silkworm)
Lineage: Eukaryota; Metazoa; Arthropoda; Insecta; Lepidoptera; Bombycidae
Product: low molecular 30 kDa lipoprotein PBMHPC-19-like
Exons: 2
Coding region: 201-935 (244 amino acids)
Cellular component (GO): extracellular region
Source: RefSeq, marked provisional